AUGCAAUCGUCUCCACUAAAACAACAAGUAAGAGGUCGUAAAAAAGAUAGUAUAGAACAAUUCAUUAGUGGAUCACAAUUAUUUCUUGAGAAUGGAUUAUCUCAAUUAAGAUAUAUGAUACUUAUUGAAGGUAUAAGUACUCCAUCAGGUUAUGAUCAAUCCCCCUAUAGAUCAUAUGUUUGGUCAAUAUUAUUAAGAGUACCUAAUUUUCGAACUGAAGAAUAUAUAUCAUUAUUACAAUCAAUGCCUCGAACUUUAAAUCCUAUUAUAUAUAAAAAGAUUAAGAAUGAUACAUUUAGAACUUUAAAGAAUGAUACAAAUUUUAAAUCAAAAGUUAGUGAAGAAUCAUUAAUUCGUAUACUAUCUUGUAUAGCUAUAACUAUAGAUGAUAAAGUUGGUUAUGUACAAGGUUUAAAUGUAUUAUUAGCUCCAAUAGCUUAUGUUUGUCAUAAAAGUGAACCUUAUGCUUAUGCAAUAUUACAUAAUUUAAUAAGAAAUCAUAUACCUUUAUAUAUAACUCCAAAUUUAGAUGGAGUUCAUACUGCAUUAAAUUUAGUUGAAGUUGUAUUAAAAAUAAUUGAUCCAGUAUUAAGUGAAUAUCUUGAUUCAAAAUUUUUAAAACCAGAAAUUUAUGCAUUUCCUUCAAUUUUAACUUUAUGUGCUUGUACUCCUCCAUUAAAAUCAGUAUUAAAAUUAUGGGAUUUUUUAUUUGCCUAUGGAAUUCAUAUGAAUAUAUUAUUUGUAGUGGCUCAAUUAAUUAUUAAUAGAUCUUUAUUAUUAAAUUCUGAUCUGCCUAUGAAAAUUUUAAGAAAUUUCCCUCCUUUAAAUGAAAAUGAAAUUAUAAAACUUAGUCUAAGUUUUAUACCGGAAUUACCUAAACAACUAUAUGAUUUAAUAGUUCGUCAUGGUUAUGAUAGAAAUGUUCCAACUGAAGUUAAAUCAUUUCUAAUUGAAAAUAAUCUAUAA
This is a messenger RNA of Scheffersomyces amazonensis, 966 nucleotides long. It is a transcript of the gene BUB2, whose product is annotated as Bub2p. Gene Ontology annotation, biological process: negative regulation of septation initiation signaling; activation of GTPase activity. The record is from RefSeq and is a predicted model, not a curated record. Gene Ontology annotation, molecular function: GTPase activator activity. The coding region runs from base 1 to 966 and encodes 321 amino acids. Gene Ontology annotation, cellular component: mitotic spindle pole body. NCBI's taxonomy places the organism in Eukaryota, Fungi, Ascomycota, Pichiomycetes, Serinales, Debaryomycetaceae. The transcript has a single exon.